Molecule: messenger RNA, 2165 nt
Organism: Bombyx mandarina (wild silkworm)
Lineage: Eukaryota; Metazoa; Arthropoda; Insecta; Lepidoptera; Bombycidae
Gene: FMO1
Product: flavin-dependent monooxygenase FMO1
Molecular function (GO): flavin adenine dinucleotide binding; N,N-dimethylaniline monooxygenase activity; NADP binding
Source: RefSeq, a predicted model, not a curated record
UCAAGGCUAGAAGUGGUCCCUUCUAGGUCCUCAUGCGGAUCAGUGUGCACUCUCAGUUCAUUGAGUUGCCGGCCGACAAGUAAUACACUCGUUUAAUUUAUAUAUUUUUUUAAUAAAAUAUUUAAUGGUGUUAUGGACAGUGAACUUAAGAACACAAUGUAUUAUUACGUGACUCUAUUAUGCAUGUUCAAUAUUCUCUUUGUCAAUGUGAACGGAUUGACUCUGAAAACUUCGAGAGCGUGCAUCAUCGGCGCUGGAUAUUCAGGUUUGGGUGCAGCCCGCUAUAUGAAACAGUAUCACGUCAACUUCACAGUUUUCGAAGCGACUAGAAACUUCGGCGGCACUUGGCAUUUCGAUCCCCAUGUUGGUACAGAUGAAGACGGCCUGCCAGUCUUUUCUAGCAUGUACAAUGACUUAAGGACGAAUACGCCACGUCAAACCAUGGAAUAUUACGACUUUCCAUUUCCCGAGGGAACCCCGUCGUAUCCAUCGGCAACGUGCUUCCUCGAUUACUUAAAAUCAUUUGUGAAGCAUUUCGAUUUACUCAGUCAUAUUCAAUUGCGCAGCUUGGUCACAUCAGUGAAGUGGGCGGGAAAUCACUGGAACCUUACUUACACAAAGACGGACACCAAGGAAAAUGUAACUGAGACGUGCGACUUCAUUGUGGUAGCAAAUGGCCCUUAUAAUACUCCUGUGUGGCCCAAGUACGACGGAAUAGACACAUUUGAAGGCAGCAUGAUCCACAGCCAUGAUUACAAAGAUCGGAAGGCGUACAAAAACAGAAAGGUGCUUAUAGUAGGAGCUGGAGCUUCAGGCUUGGAUCUCGCGAUACAGUUGUCCAACGUGACCGCCAAAUUAGUUCACAGCCACCACUUGGUGUAUAACGAACCGAAAUUUUUCGAUGGUUACGUGAAGAAACCAGACAUAAUGGCGUUUACUCCUAAAGGCGUUAUUUUCCGGGACGAAUCAUUUGAGGAAUUGGAUGAUGUAAUUUUUUGCACAGGUUAUGACUUCAACCACCCGUUUCUAGACGAGAGCUGCGGUGUUACCUCAACUGCGAAAUUUGUACUGCCUCUCCAUAAGCAACUUGUCAAUAUAAAACAUCCCAGCAUGGUAUUUCUUGGAAUCGCCAAGAAGAUUAUAACAAGAGUUAUGGAUGCUCAGGCUGAAUACGCAGCACUACUAGCUUCGGGUAAAUUGAAGCUUCCAUCACAAGAGGAAAUGCUGAAUUCUUGGCUGAAACACAUCUCUUCCCUGCAGGUUAAGGGCAUGAAAAUUAUCGAUCUAAACGUAGUCGGUUCGGAAAUGGAUCAAUAUUUCGGCAAUUUAACUGAAGAAGCUGGUGUGGUGAGAGCGCCCCCGGUACUCACAGCGAUCAGGGACUUCAACGGCGUCAACCGUUUGGAUGACUUGCUCAACUACCGCGAAUACGACUAUAGCAUUAUUGAUAAUUUCCAUUACGAAAGAAAAUAUAAUCCAAGGCCGAACAUACCUUGCCCUGUCGAAGUGUGAUAUUAACUUUUUAAGUACUCUAAUUAUCCAAGUAAUUAUAGUUAGCCGAAAAUAUUAGAAAGUUGCUUCAAUAAUGAGUUGGGAAAUGAACGGAAAGGUUAGUACAUUCUAAGUUUACAAUUGACGCGUCAAUUAUUCUGGUUGUGCGAGUUUUUAAAUAUUAAAAAAAUGACUUGUUUCCGAUAUUUACGUAAUAAUUUAAAUCAUUUGUUGGAAAUGUGUAUUUUGACAUUCAUUGUUAAAAUUAUAAAUACAACGUAAAAAGCAAUUAAUUUGAAUGAAAUAAAUUCAACGCUAAAAUCCGCAUUUCAACGCUUUGACAACUAAGUACUUAAUUUUAAAAUACAAAUAAAUUUUCGAACAAACAAUUUUAUUUCUUCUCAACGUUAGCAUAGAGUUUAAUUUUAUUUUUGUAACCAUAUGAAUGAUUAAAUUAUACCGUUAUCGUAUGUAGCUGCCGAUAUCCAAGUAAAUUAAUUUCGUUCCGAUAAUUGCCACAUUGUUACGUUGAGAUAUACUAUUUGCGUAUUAGAAGCGAUCGUGAUUUUCUUAAAAUAAUUCAAGAAUUUAUUUUGGCUAGUGGUCGCGGAGUAGUCGAAAUUUGACUAUAAUUAUUAAUUUAAAUUAAAAGUUUGAACAUUAUUAUGGUUCUA